UUUAGCAAGAUCCUUAGCUUGCAAUUGCUGUUGCUCUCAUUCUUUUCUUUCGUAUUAAAUCAUUUAUUUAUUUAUUUAAAUUUUCUGCUAUAAAAACAAAUUCUCCAUUUCAAUUUUCAUAUUGGAAUUAUAAAUUUGCAUCCAUUAAUCAAAUCUUGAUAAAAAAUGAUCAGUUCAGUCUCAUUUGCUGCCUCUUUAGCUCCAUACCAUCAUACAAAAAGCUCAAAUCCCUAUCACCAUCUCCUCAUUUCCCCAAAACCAAUUCAACAUAAACCUUCCCUCCAUAAAUUUCACGUUGGAAAAGCUUGCUGCUACAGCAAUUUCCGUUCACAGUAUUCGAAGCCGCCUUUGGUUCCGGCGAGCUACACUUCGCCGCAAAGGGGGCUGUUAGUGCCGCCGGAUGCUAAGAACAAGGGUUCGGGUUCUGGAGAGGAGGAUUCGAUAGGAGCCUUGGAAACGGUUCUCAAGCUUUACUCGGCGAUUAAGAACCAAAAUGUACGGGAAUUAUCUGAAAUCAUUGACGAUGAAUGCCAAUGCAUCUGCAAUUUCUUCUCUUAUUUCCAACCUUUACAAGGAAAAAAGCAAGUAAUUGAUUUCUUCACAUCUUUGAUAAAGCAUAUGGGAAAUCACAUAGAAUUUGUAGUGCAACCAACAUUGACUGAAGGGAUGAUUGUUGGCAUCAAUUGGAGAUUAGAGUGGAAUAAAGCUCAUAUGCCUCUGGGACAAGGUUUCAGCUUCUAUACUUGCCACGUAUACCAUGGAAAAGUAACGAUAAGGAAUGUAGAAAUGUUCAUGGAACCACUCCUUCAUGUGGAACCAUUAAGGCUAAAAAUAAUCGGAUAUCUGACCACCAUAAUGGACAAUAUAAGCUCGGAAGUAUCGUCUAAAGCCUGGAAAAAGAAGGUCAUAAGUGCAGUUCUUGCUCUAAUGUUCAUAGCUACCAUUCUGCUUUUCUCAAUGUAUUAGAUUGCUUGUACUAGGAAUCAGAUUGUUUUUUGCCCCUCUUACUCAAAAAGUGGGCAAAUUAGUCAUUGUACUUUAGAUAAAAGAGCAAACUUCUGUUAAAAUUUUCAUCCAAUUCUAUUACUAAAAACUGACCCCUAUAUGUAAAAUAGUUACACGUGGCAUACCAAAUGUAACAAUCUAGUUAUUCUAUUA
This is a messenger RNA of Gossypium raimondii (Peruvian cotton), 1158 nucleotides long. RefSeq lists its product as uncharacterized. Bases 166 to 966 code for a protein of 266 amino acids. NCBI's taxonomy places the organism in Eukaryota, Viridiplantae, Streptophyta, Magnoliopsida, Malvales, Malvaceae. The transcript has 5 exons. The record is from RefSeq and is a predicted model, not a curated record.